This is a messenger RNA of Paramacrobiotus metropolitanus, 2217 nucleotides long. RefSeq lists its product as uncharacterized. The coding region runs from base 1367 to 2026 and encodes 219 amino acids. The record is from RefSeq and is a predicted model, not a curated record. The transcript is spliced from 8 exons. NCBI's taxonomy places the organism in Eukaryota, Metazoa, Tardigrada, Eutardigrada, Parachela, Macrobiotidae.
UCAUCCCAAGAAGAGUUCAAUAUAAAAUGCCUGCCUAUGGCCCUAUUGAUAAAAAUGAUGCGAUUGUAAUUUUCCACCAAAAGUCCAAAGCUUGGAAAUAAUGACUGAAGUUUUAUCGAAGUACUGUACUGAUUUGCAAGGAAUGCGCCAGGGGGUGGCCGGGACUUACAGACGUUUAGUGGUUUUACUGGUUUUGAAUUCUAACGCAACCAUUAGUGAUUAGUAAAUAACUUCCGUUACUCGCUGAUUGCUUUAUACUGUAUUCUUCAAUCUUCAUCCGUCGCCAUGCAGCAUCUGGGCUCAGAAAUUGUGGAUGCGCUGAGAGGCAAGUUGGACAUCUCUUAUCUGGACUGCGUAAAAGCUGCGACCUGUGUUAUGGAAAGCCUCUCUGAUUUCCUCGCGAAAACUCAAGGCAUCAUCGACAUGGGAAUUCUUCGGCAACUUCAGAUGGACGUUAAAGAUGGUCAAAAAGCUUUAGAUGCGAAAAGAGCGAAAGAAUGUAUCGACUACCGGACAUCGGUGAAAAUGAUAGAUCGGCUUGUGGGUUUUCGUCAGGGUUCCGAUAAUUUCGAGCGAAUGUGGCCGGGUGGAAAAUAUUCCGCGGAGGAAAAUGUCGAGCUUCAUGAGAAUGCCGCCAGUUUGCUGCAGCGACUCAGGACAAUUUUGUAAGUGCGAGGUAUGCAUCACAUUCUCAAAAUUCACAAUCAGAUACUAGGUGAUCCAUUUAACAGGUUUUUACUGUCAUAAUAAGGUACAUACUGCAUAGUGCAUGGUACAUACUUGAAAUUCGCAGAUUUUGUUGGUGCUUGUUCGUAUCGAUUUUUCCCGAGCAUGUGCACCGUUUUAUUUUUACUGUGGAGCACACUGAGGUUUUCAAAAUUUUAUGUUUGGUUUUUUUUUGCAUUUUGUUUGGGGUGUGUGUUUGUGUGGAUUUUACGUUUGUGCGUGUUUAUGGAAUUUUUUUAGUGUUUUCGUAAUUACAUUUUUACGUGGAAUUUUAUCGCUGCUAUUCGUCCAUUGGUAUUAUCAUGCAGAACCUGGGAAAUCCUCGGAUUCUCCAUGAAGUCAUAGAAUAUCCCGGCUCUGGUUAUGCGGAUGAAUUCAAAGUCAUCACCGUUUUAGCGGAUGAAUUGUUAUGGUUGCUGCAGAACAAUGAAUACUCUCACACCACUUCCUACUUGGCCUCAUUUGACGACAUCUGUGAUAUCUUAUUGCAUUCCAUUUCAAUACACACUUAUGCACUGGAUGUAAUCUGCACAAAUGAAGUGAUUCGUUCUUGUUUAUUUCGAAUUUGCAAGAAAGUGUUGACAUCUGGGACGUCGAACGUUGUCCAUGAUGUGGAGUGUUGGAGACUGUUGGGAAAUGGAUGAAACUGACAACUUAUGUCGUCUCUCAUCUGACAAAGGAUCCCACUUUCAGACCCGAAUUCCCUGAUGACCGAUGGACAGAUGAAGUAUUCCCAGAUAGCAGUGCGUUUUUCGAACAGUUCGUGCCAAAGUUGGAGUGUCUAAAAACUGCAGCGUUUUCCCGGCUCAAGGAGCAGUUUAUCGCCUUGAUUGUCGCCUUUUCUUGCCUUCACUCGGAUUCCGCUCGUGACUGCAACGAGGGAAUCUUGAAAUAUUUAAAUAGAUUUUUGUCUUUCGCAAAAACGGAUGAUGAAUUAUUGGAAUUAAUCGUGUACGUCGUUGUUGGAUGGUGGAAUCAUGAUGGCGUUGGAUCUGUUUUGGACGGUACGAAUGUUGCGGAUGAUUUUGGUCUGCAAAGUUCCAUGAAACUUAUUUCCCGGUUUCUCGUUAGUCUCCUUGAUGUUAAAAUUAUUUCCGUUGACUCUGGCGUCAAGUUCUUUUGCGCAUCUGACACAGACCUGAAGGAAUGGGAGGACGGAUUUUAUCUGAUUCGAGAUAGCGAUGUUGUCUUGCUUAAAGAAGUGUGCUCUCGUAUUAUGGCCGACUGCAGCGAGGAUGAACCGGUCUACCAGGAAGCGUACUUGAUGGAAAAGCAUAUUACGCAAAGCGCCAGAUGUUGAAGCAUAUAUUGUUUGUUGAAUGGACGUGGCGAUGUGAUGUUUAGUUUCCGUUUGAAAAGUUUUAUUUCGAUGUGAUGUUGAUGUUUUACUUUGAUUGUUUGGCGGUAUCUCAGUGUACAUUAAGGCCUUGUCGAGGAUUACGGAAGAGAGUGUGAUUUGAAGCCCUGAGUGACUGCAGUUUUUUCAGGAUA